AUGCUACAUCUAGAGUACCUCAAUAUUUUCUAUGCUCUUAAAACGACAAAGGAUUCCCCACAAGAUGUUGGCCGAGAAAAAGAAGAAAAAGAGAAAAACAAAUCCGCAGAGGAAUUUGUUGUGGUGAGAAAAGAUAAGGAAAAGAGAAGAACUCGUUCAGAGAAAGAAUUUGAGGAACUCGAUUUUCAUAAGACUGAAAGUCACGUCCCUGUAAUGCUAGGGGAAGUUGUUGAUGUUUUCUCUUCGUUACAUCUUCGCUCUUUCAUCGAUUGCACUCUUGGCGCCGCCGGUCAUUCCUCUGCUAUAAUAAAGGGGCAUCCUGAAUUAGAAUGUUACAUAGGAAUGGAUGUCGAUCCAGUUGCACAUGCCAAGUCACGUGCUAACAUUGAUGCUCUCUUGCAUUCAACUCCUUCCAAUUUGAAACCACACUUGCUUUUCAAGAAUUUUAAGUAUAUAAAAUCUGUGAUUGGUGAGAUUGAUGAUUACAAUCUCUUGAGCUGUGGAGUUGAUGGCAUCUUAAUGGACCUUGGAAUGUCAUCCAUGCAGGUGAACAAUCCUCAUAGAGGGUUUGGUGUACUGGCUAAUGGACCUCUUGAUAUGCGGAUGGAUCCUCGGGCAAGUGUGAAAGCAAAAGACAUAUUAAAUUAUUGGCCAGAAGAUGAAGUGGGCCGAAUUCUGCGGGAGUAUGGAGAAGAAAGCAACUGGCGUUGGCUUCAGAAAAAGGUUGUUCAGGCUCGUCAACAAGGUGGUUUGCAUUCUACUGGCGAACUAAGAGAUCUUAUUCAGGGUACAACUCGUGGAGCAAGAGAAGGGAGGCAAGGUUGGAUAAAGACAGCAACACGGGUGUUUCAAGCUCUGAGAAUAGCUGUCAAUGAUGAACUUAAUACCCUGGAGAAGUCUCUUCAUGCCUGUUUUGAGUCCCUUGCCCCUGGAGGAAGGCUUGCUGUCAUCUCUUUCCACAGUUUGGAAGACAGAAUUGUAAAACAAGCAUUCCUCAAAAUUAUUGAAAGCAACGAGGGAAAUGGAGAUGGGGUUGAAGAAGAGACGGGUAAAAGAGAUUUAAGAAAGGUGAGAAAUGAGAGUGAUGCAAAAGAAGCAUGGAUUCGACAGAUGGUACGAGGCCAGAAUGGAACAAUCCUAACCAAGAGACCAAUUACACCAUCUGAAGAGGAGGAAGGAUUGAAUCGCAGGUCUAGGAGUGCCAAACUUCGUGUGAUAGAGAAAGUUCGUUGA
Molecule: messenger RNA, 1233 nt
Organism: Dovyalis caffra
Lineage: Eukaryota; Viridiplantae; Streptophyta; Magnoliopsida; Malpighiales; Salicaceae
Source: the annotation of a GenBank genome assembly